ACAUGGUUGAAGGAUCUACAGUAUAUAUAAAUAUUUCUCUCUAAUUUUGGAACUGAAAUUCAGAGAUCUGGAUAAUUUCAUGGUGGGCCGUUCUUAGAUUACAACCUGAAGUCCACAGAGAGUUGGAGAAUUGCGUGCAAGUUGGGAAAUUUUGGUGCUAAGAAUGGAGGAACUAGAGAUUUCCAAUGAUGAGUCUUGUGUGAGCUCUUGUGGCCGGGAAGAUGAUGAGGAAGACUUUCGAAACUUGAGUCAAUGAAGAGAACCAACCCGACUUCCUCGAGAAACUUGAGCCGAGAUAAAGAGAACCUGAGAUCUAAGGUCAUUUGCCCCAUAUUUGGAAAAAAUAAGGUGCAUGUUGGGAAACGGAAAUUUGUGAUCUCAAGCCGAUAGCUGAAUAGGUGUUUGUAUAAAUGCCUGAGCUGGGUUGGUUUUAGAAUUUAGUAUGGUGAAAGUUCCAACAUCGAUUAGUACUUCUAGGGAGGUUAGAGAAAACCCAAUUGAUUACAAUUAUUGAAUAUUGAAGGGUUUGGUGUUUCUUUGUUGUCAUUUUGAUCUUCGUGUGGUAGUUUCAAUUGGAAGAAGGUGGUUGGGUGUAUGGAGAAUAUUAAUGUUGAUGUAUACUCAAAUGGGUCAAUUCAGAACGGUAAUGGUUUGGAAGAGAGGCUUGAUGAGCUUAGGGGCCUUCUUGGCAAAGCUGAUGGUGAUCCGCUGAGGAUUGUGGGUGUGGGAGCUGGGGCUUGGGGAAGCGUAUUUGCAGCUCUGCUACAAGAUAGCUAUGGUCAGUUCAGAGAGAAGGUUCAAAUCAGGAUAUGGAGGAGGCCCGGGAGGGUGGUUGAUAGAGCAACAGCGGAGCAUCUGUUUGAAGUAAUUAAUUCGAGGGAGGAUGUCCUGAGGAGGUUAAUCCGGCGAUGUGCUUACUUGAAGUAUGUUGAGGCGAGACUUGGGGAUAGGACUCUUUAUGCGGACGAGAUUUUGAAGGAUGGAUUUUGCCUGAACAUGAUUGACACCCCACUUUGUCCUAUGAAGGUUGUGACUAAUUUGCAAGAAGCAGUUUGGGACGCCGAUAUCGUAGUUAAUGGUUUGCCAUCUACUGAAACACGCGAGGUCUUUGAAGAGAUUAGUCAUUAUUGGAAGGAGAGGAUCACAAUGCCCAUCAUCAUCUCUUUGGCAAAGGGUAUAGAGGCAGCACUUAAACCUGUUCCCCAUAUAAUAACCCCAACAAAAAUGAUUAAUCGAGCCACUGGAGUACCUAUGGAAAACAUACUUUACCUUGGAGGACCUAACAUUGCCUCAGAGAUUUACAACAAGGAAUAUGCCAACGCCCGAAUAUGUGGAACAGAGAAGUGGAGAAAGCCUCUUGCAAAGUUUCUGCGGCAACCACAUUUCAUUGUAUGGGACAACAGCGAUCUUGUCACUCAUGAAGUCAUGGGUGGUCUGAAGAAUGUAUAUGCCAUUGGAGCUGGUAAGUUGCUGUACCAAAGAAUGUUUUCUCCUUGCCUUUUGGCACCUUCUGUAUAUGUUUCAUAUUCUUGUUUGGUUUUCUCAGGAAUGGUAGCAGCUCUUACCAAUGAGAGUGCUACCAGCAAAUCAGUGUAUUUUGCUCAUUGUACAUCGGAGAUGAUAUUCAUUACUCAUCUAUUGGCUGAGGAACCUGAAAAGCUUGCUGGGCCUUUACUGGCUGACACUUAUGUAACCUUAUUGAAAGGUCGUAAUGCAUGGUAUGGGCAAAUGUUGGCAAAGGGAGAAAUAAGCCUCGAUAUGGGUGAUAGCAUCAGUGGCAAAGGAAUGAUACAGGGUGUAUCUGCGGUAGGUGCUUUCUACGAACUUCUGAGUCAGUCAUGCUUAAAUAUAUUGCACCCUGGUGAAAACAAACCUGUGGCCCCAGUUGAGCUAUGUCCCAUCUUAAAGACGCUGUACAAAGUACUGAUAUUGAGGGAACAAUCAUCGCAAGCUAUUCUGCAAGCGCUGAGGGACGAGACACUGAACGAUCCCCGGGAACGCAUAGAGAUUGCACAGAGCCAUGCCUUCUACAGGCCCUCACUUCUUGGCCAACCUUGACUUGCCACUACACAUCUGAAAUCGACAACAAAAAAAAAAAAACAAUAAUUCUUUUAUGGAAACAGAAGUUAAAUGAUAAACGGGAGACAUUAUGUACUGGUUUUAGUUUGUAAUGGAUUAAGCAUUGCUUUAAUACAUUGAGUGUAACUACAUCGA
Molecule: messenger RNA, 2214 nt
Organism: Tripterygium wilfordii
Lineage: Eukaryota; Viridiplantae; Streptophyta; Magnoliopsida; Celastrales; Celastraceae
Product: probable glycerol-3-phosphate dehydrogenase [NAD(+)] 1, cytosolic
Exons: 5
Coding region: 595-2058 (487 amino acids)
Biological process (GO): glycerol-3-phosphate catabolic process; carbohydrate metabolic process
Cellular component (GO): cytosol; glycerol-3-phosphate dehydrogenase (FAD) complex
Molecular function (GO): NAD binding; glycerol-3-phosphate dehydrogenase [NAD(P)+] activity
Source: RefSeq, a predicted model, not a curated record